Molecule: messenger RNA, 744 nt
Organism: Prunus dulcis (almond)
Lineage: Eukaryota; Viridiplantae; Streptophyta; Magnoliopsida; Rosales; Rosaceae
Product: vegetative cell wall protein gp1-like
Exons: 1
Coding region: 99-650 (183 amino acids)
Source: RefSeq, a predicted model, not a curated record
CCAUCAUUUGCCUCUUGGUCUUCUCUCUACCUUUUGAGAGAAGUGCCAAAUUCAGAAAAACAAACAAACAAAAAAACCCUAACAUUCUCCUCUCUACAAUGGCUCGCUCCAGCGCCGUGGUUUUGGUGAUCAUGGCUGCUCUGUUGGUGGCCUCAACAAGGGCACAAUCCCCUGCAUCGUCACCAUCCAAGUCCCAUGCAGCUUCUCCAUCGAGCACUCCAACAUCAGCUGCUCCUUCUCCGUCUAGCCAUGCACCUAAGGCAGCAUCUUCUGCUUCUCCAUCAAGCUCUCCUAAGGCUGCAUCUUCUGCUUCCCCAUCAAGCUCUCCACCUUUUCCUUCUCCAGUGAGCACUCCACCUUCUUCUUCUCCUUCGAGCACCCCACCUACGGCCUCUCCUUCUCCAUCGAGCACUACACCAACUACCGCUCCCUCUCCAUCGAGCACUUCAACGGAGGCUGCUCCUUCUAGCAAGCCAGCUGCCAACUCUCCGCCUUCUCCUCCCUCGUCUUCCCCUGUGGCCUCUCCAGCGAUUUCUCCCUCUUCGUCUGGAUAUGCUCCUGCACCGGCCCCUAGCGGUGCCGUUUCGAAUAGGUUGGCCGUGGCCGGAUCUCUUGCCAGUGGGGUUUUCGCUGCUGUCUUGGUUAUGUAGAGGGGAACGGACUAAACCCUAAGCCUUAAAUCAUAAAAUAUGUUUCAAUUGUCUAUUUAUUGUAUUUUAUUUAAAUUCUAUGUUGAUAUGAAUA